Messenger RNA from Peromyscus californicus insignis, 2440 nucleotides. RefSeq names its product G protein-coupled receptor 132 (gene Gpr132). The coding region runs from base 1 to 1401 and encodes 466 amino acids. The record is from RefSeq and is a predicted model, not a curated record. Gene Ontology annotation, molecular function: G protein-coupled receptor activity. Gene Ontology annotation, cellular component: membrane. The transcript has 4 exons. Lineage: Eukaryota; Metazoa; Chordata; Mammalia; Rodentia; Cricetidae. Gene Ontology annotation, biological process: negative regulation of G2/M transition of mitotic cell cycle; G1/S transition of mitotic cell cycle; G protein-coupled receptor signaling pathway.
AUGACAGCCUGCACCAAACUUCGUGCCAGCCGCCAACAGCCGUUGGGCUUCACAGUCAUUGGUGUGGACAUUCAGCAGGACUUCCCGUGCAGGGCAUUCAGCAGUGUCACUGGUCUCCACCCAACACCAGCAGCACCUCCCCUUGUAUCUCCGGAGAUGCUACAUGCUCCCUUGGUGGUGGAGGCGAUGGUGGUCACCCCACGCUGGGUGAAGGCCACCGGCUGUGCUCUCAGCUGCUGCCAGAGCCGCCUUCACAAGGGGCACAAAGCCCGCAUCGGAGCUGCCAUGAGAACAGAGCCCACCCAUGCAGCAGGAAACACCACGCUGGGGUCCUCUGAGACCUGCCACACACCCUAUGAGGAGAGCAGAGUGGUCCUGAUGGUGGUGUACAGCGCAGUGUGCAUGCUGGGCCUGCCAGCCAACUGCCUCACGGCAUGGUUGACACUGCUGCAGGUGCUGCAGAGAAACGUGCUAGCAGUCUACCUGUUCUGCCUGUCACUCUGCGAGCUGCUCUAUAUUAGCACGCUGCCGCUUUGGAUCAUCUACAUCCGGAACCAGCACAACUGGAGCUUGGGUCCGCAGGCCUGCAAAGUGACGGCUUACAUCUUCUUCUGCAACAUCUAUAUCAGCAUCCUCUUGCUGUGCUGCAUUUCCUGCGACCGCUACCUGGCAGUGGUCUAUGCACUGGAGAGCCGAGGCCACCGCCACCAGAAGACGGCCAUCUUCAUUUCUGCCGGCGUGUUUGCUCUUGUUGGACUGGUGAACUACCCGGUGUUUAACUUACCGAUGGAGAAGAGCUCCUGCUUUGAGCCCCUGAGGGUGAACGCUACCAUAGCCACCUACCACUACCUGCGGUUUACCUUUGGCUUUGCCGUCCCUCUUGUCACUCUAGCGUUCACCAACUACCGAGUUUUCAGGAGCAUCAAGCUGAGCACGAGCCUGAGCGCGGCCCAGAAGGCUAAGGUGAAGUACGUCGCCAUCGCGGUCGUCACCAUCUUCCUGGUCUGCUUUGCCCCCUACCACCUGGUGCUCCUCGUCAAGGCUGUCAGCUUUUCCUUCUUCAGAGGAGCCAUGGAUGCUGUGUGUGCCUUUGAAGGCAGACUGUACACCGUCUCCGUGGUGUUCCUGUGCCUGUCCACAGUUAAUAGUGUGGCCGACCCCAUCAUCUAUGUGCUAACGACAGACCAUUCUCGACAAGAAGUGUCCAGAAUCCACACGGGGUGGAAAAAGUGGUCCACAAAGACGGAGGUUAUAUACUUAAAGGACUCAGAGGAGACACGCUCACCCACAGCGCUUGCACACACCUACACCUUCCCCAAGCCUGUGCAUCCUCCAGGGUCACAGCCGGCUGAGCCGGGUUUACAGUGCUCCCCAGAAAGACUGCCUGAGGAAUUCUGCUAAGCCCAUUAUGCCUCAGGGGAGGAUGCUAAGCCUCGAAACCAGCACCAGUCACAUAUUCCUGGUCCUUUGAGCCACCAUCUGGAGUGUCCACCACAUGGUAGAUGCCUUUCUGGAAGAUACACUGCUGAUCUUUCCUUCCUAAGGCCACUCAACUCUGUAGAUAUCUACUCCUUGGAUGUCCAGAACCUCCAGGCUCUCCUAUGUGGAAAGCAGCCGUGUUUUGAGAGCACCUUAGGCUGCCAGGGACUCAGGCAGGAUGUGGCUGGAAGGAGAGCCAUCGGCAGGGCACUUUGCAGAGCACUGGAUGACGACUUUAUUUCCUAUGCUUUCCUGCAUUGUCCAGUGGCUACUGCAGUAUAUAUUGGGGCUUUCCACAGAGGUAGACAUGACCUGCAUCUAAGGUUAUCAAUAUGCUGCCUAGGGGCUGUGACACAGCCAAAGAGCCAUGGGGGAUAGGAGUCCAACCCCGAGGACUCCCAGUGGGGCUUGUUCUGCGUAGACAUAAUUGUCUUCUAGGGGAGCCAUGGGGCAUGGUGGCCAGUUGCUCCAGCUCCUGGUAGCCCCAUAUAUCCUCCCUAGGGAACCCUCUACCAUUUACUUUAGGAAAUGCUAGUGGACACCCCAGAAAGAGGUUGGCAUAGCUGCUAGCAAAUAAGGGGGCAUCUGGCAUCUGGCAUCUGGCAUGCCUUUCUGUGCCUUGCGACUUCUGGCCUUGGCGUCGCAGGGGAAGUAGGCUGGGACUCCAGAAAGGGCAAGUCAGGAGCAAGCCUCUCUGCCCCGUUUUCUCCAGCGUUGGAUCAGAGACAAAGACCUCAGGGCUCUGAGUCAAAUCCCAGCUACUCCUUAAGAGCCUUGUCUCAGCCCAGUCAUACGCAUACUUUUGUUAGCUACCUCACCGGGUCACUCACCAUUGGGGCUGACCACCCUCUUCCCCAAGAGACUCCCAACAUACUUGGAGUACAAGGGCUAUAGGCAGCGAGCUUAGCGGGCUUUGGAGCCGAUGCCGCUGAAGCGCGCACGCCCCACAGGGGUUGUUCAG